AUGGUUUCAUUCUGGCCCUUCAAGGGUCACGACUCUACUUCGGCAGCGUCAUUCGAAAAGCUGCUGUCCAGCCUCUCGAGCAAAAUCAACAAAGAGAGCGCUCGUAAUGACCGUCUACGUCAGAGACAACGCCGUUACAAAGUCCUAUGGACACUCUACACAACUUUCGCAUACCUCCUUGCCGCGACCAUCCUUGUCCUCGUGACCGGUCUCUCCAACUGCACCGCCAUAGAAUACACUGGACUGGCCGGCUCACCUGUUCUUAUCUAUGCUGUAAGAACAGCCCUCGAUGCCUACUUCAACUACCGUCUCGCGUCUUCCCAAACCUACCUCAACGACCUGAACAAACAACGCGAUGAUGCAAUCACGAAGCUCAAGGACGCGACAAAGUACAACUCAACUCAGCAACUGCUGGACAAGUACGGUGGUGGCACACCUACAAAGUCUCCGCAGCAAAAGAUGGAGCAACAAGAGACGCCUACAAAGAACAAGCCUCAGUCUGCACCCGUCAAGCGAACUGGACUUCCCCCUCCACCUACAGCAAACAUCCCAGGACGACAGCUGCCCCCUUCAUUCCAGCCUAUGACUCCUCCACAACAAGGCGCGCAAUCUCGACCCGUUCCAACUCAACCACAACAUCGCCAAUCAGAACCCCAAGCCGAGUUUGCACCAAACGCUUUUACAGCACCAACUCCGCGCAACCAGAACCCAUACGCAUCGUCUGGCCCACGCUGGUACGACAGAAUCCUCGACGUGGUCCUCGGCGACGAUGAGACACUACCUAAGAAUCGCAUCGUGCUACUAUGCGCAAAGUGUCGCUUAGUCAACGGCCAAGCCCCUCCUGGGACCAGGAGUCUAGAGGACUUGGGCGCUUGGAGAUGCAAAGAGUGUCAUGCAUUGAACGGACAAGAAUCAGAAGCCAAAGCAAUGAUUAGAGAGAUUGCCGGGGAAUCGAAAGUCAAGGAAAUGCAAGAGGCUUCGGGUGCAGAGAAGUCUGUUGAGAAAGAGCAGACCGAAGAUGAGGCUAAUUCCGACAUGGAACAAGAUUCAGAAGUCAUCUCUGCUCCUGCCGAGUCUACUAGAAGUAAAAUCAGACAGCGUAAAAAGUAG
Aureobasidium subglaciale EXF-2481 is the source of this 1110-nucleotide messenger RNA. RefSeq lists its product as uncharacterized. The record is from RefSeq and is a predicted model, not a curated record. The coding region runs from base 1 to 1110 and encodes 369 amino acids. The transcript is spliced from 2 exons. Gene Ontology annotation, biological process: endoplasmic reticulum tubular network organization. Lineage: Eukaryota; Fungi; Ascomycota; Dothideomycetes; Dothideales; Saccotheciaceae. Gene Ontology annotation, cellular component: endoplasmic reticulum tubular network.